Molecule: messenger RNA, 9184 nt
Organism: Polypterus senegalus (gray bichir)
Lineage: Eukaryota; Metazoa; Chordata; Cladistia; Polypteriformes; Polypteridae
Gene: nrg1
Product: neuregulin 1
Exons: 9
Coding region: 545-2620 (691 amino acids)
Biological process (GO): cell differentiation; activation of transmembrane receptor protein tyrosine kinase activity; animal organ development
Molecular function (GO): chemorepellent activity; protein tyrosine kinase activator activity
Source: RefSeq, a predicted model, not a curated record
UCUCUUUCUCUGCUAAUGACACGCUUUUCUAGUUGUGCUGAGAAGACUAGCACCUGCUGCUUCUGGGUGAUUGAAUCCCUUUAUGCUGCUGCUUCAACACAAAAUGAUUUUACUUUUGCUACUGCAUUGGCUGCUGCCACAGCCCCUGCUUCGGCUACUGCUUGAUAACAGCAUUUCCUCAAAAGCUGACUCCACUCUUAGUCUUCAGGUGAGUGAGCUGCAGCGUGAACACCGGGCUGUGUAACUCGUCUUGCCAAAAUUGAGACCGACUUGACUGAAGGAACUUAUCUGGUUAUUUUUUGCGUGUGUACUGUUUGCAUUUAUUUUUCAUCUUACCUGAAGACUGAUCAUGCCUUGAGUUUUGCCCUGUAAGUUUACCCACAAUUAGCUCUUUGGUAUGUUUUUUAUAGGGAUUGUGGCGGCCCACAACCAGGCAUUUUAAAAUCAAACAAUGGAGCCCACAAUUACUCAUCAUUGCUGGCAACUGCCUUGGGCACCUAGUUAAGGAGUGCAGGCCUCCAGAGACAUUCAUCUGACCAACAUUAUGGAGAUGUCUCAGGGAAUUAGUGAAACCUCCUCAGUCCCAUGCACCACUCCACACGCAGAUCAGGAACUUGGCCUUGAGGAGGUUCCGGGUGCUCCUGGUGAAAGGCGAGUCUUGGGAUUAGCAGGCCUGACUGCUACCUGCUGCAUCUUCAUGGAGAGGGAACAAAUGCGGAGCUGCUUGCACUCUGAGAAAAUCUGCAUCCUUCCUAUCUUGGCCUGUCUCAUUAGCUUAGCCCUUUGCACGGCUGGACUAAAGUGGGUGUUUGUGGACAAAAUUUUUGAAUAUGAGCCUCCCACCCAUCUUGAUCCCAAAAGGAUAGGGCAGGACCCUGUCGUCUACAUGGAUCAAGCUACUGAGCCCACAGAAGAACCUACUGAUGUAUAUACCUCUGUCAUACCCACUCUACCCACAGGGAAACAAGUGAUCCAGGCAAAAGCUGACCCUUCAAUGGCUUCCUAUGAACCCCUUCACAGACCAGCUUACAAUAGUCCUACCUCAGCCUUAACUCUGCUGAGCACUGUGGCUCCAAGGCUGCUUCCCACUUCUAUCCAGCCGAAUGUAAAGGGAACACCAGUAGUGAAUACUUUGCAGACCAUGGAAACUAAUAUUGUUAAAGUACCUGAUUUGUCUUCUACCACACCUCCUAUAGGAACUGGCCAUUUCAUAGGAUGUAGUGAGAAAGAGAAAAACUAUUGUGUGAAUGGAGGUGAAUGCUUAAUGCUCAAUGAUGUUCCCAGCAAAAUCAAGUAUCUUUGCAGGUGCCCCAAUGAAUUUACUGGUGAUCGCUGCCAAAACUACGUAAUGGCCAGCUUCUACAAGCAUCUUGGGAUUGAAUUUAUGGAAGCUGAGGAACUGUACCAGAAACGUAUUCUAACUAUUGCAGGCAUAUGUAUUGCCCUUUUGGUUGUUGGCAUUAUGUGUGUUGUAGCCUACUGCAAAACAAAGAAACAGAGAAAAAAGCUUCACGAUCGCCUAAGACAAAGCUUGCGAUAUGAAAGAAACAAUACAAACAGUCUUGCAAAUGGACCUCAUCACCCAAACCCCACAACUGAACAUGUCCAAUUAGCGCAUCAAUAUGCAUCAAAAAGUGCUGUUGAUACACAUAACAUUUUAGAAAAAGAAAUGGAAACUUCUUUUUCUACCAGCCAAUACACAUCAACAACGCAUCACUCCACUACUGUAAAGAGUGCAUCUGUCCACAGUUGGAGUAAUUGUCAAACAGAAAGCAUAAUAACAGAGAGCCGAUCAGUACUGGUGACAUCUUCAGUGGAAACCAGCAGGCAGACCAGUCCAUUUGGACAUCGAAGUCGUUUAAAUGGCACAGGUUGUUUGAGAGACGUUAAUGUGUUUUUAAAGAAUUCAAGAGAUACGCCUGAAUCCUUUAAAGACUCACCAUACAGUGAGAGGUACAUGUCUGCAGUGACAACACCUAACCGUCUGUCGCCUGUGGAUCUUCAGCCUCCAGUUGGCCCAAGCCUGCCACCUUCAGAAAUGUCACCGUCAGUGUCCAGUCUUGCAACAUCCAUGCCUUCAGUCGCGAUCAGUCCUUUCAUGGAGGAAGAAAGGCCACUGCUUUUGGUGACACCUCCACAGUUGAGAGAGAAAUGGCAUGACUAUAGCAAUAGCAACCAGCAACGGAACUCUGCCCAUUACAAUGAAGGGCAUGAAGCCCACAGUCCACCCCCCAGCCCUUUGCGAAUUGUUGAAGAUGAUGAGUAUGAAACUACACAGGAAUAUGAAGCUCCAGCGCAACAGCCUGUUAAGAAAGUUUCCAACAGUCGACGUGCAAAAAGAACAAAAAUUAAUGGCCAUGGGCAGCAUAAAGUUGAAUCAGACAGUGACUCGAUCUCUGUGAGCAAUAGCUCAGAAAGUGAGACUGAAGAUGAGAGAAUUGGGGAAGACACACCUUUUCUCAGUAUACAGAACCCUAUGACAACGAACCUUGAUUCAGCGCCUACAUUCUGGCUGGCUGAGGGCAGCAGGACUAACACAAGUCAAAAACUUUCUGCACAGGAUGAAUUGCAAGCAAGGUUAUCUGGUGUAAUAUCUAAUCAAGAUCCAAUUGCUGUAUAAAAGAAAGAAUACAUAUAGAUUCACCAGUAAAAUUUAAUUUUCUAUCAAAGUAUUAAAGAAGAAGCCCAUUUAGUUUAAAUUAAACUAUUUUAUUUUAUCAUUAGUAGAUUUAACAAAAAAGUCUUUUAUAAAUUAAAAAUCAAAUCUAAAACUGUGUGUUAUGAAUGAAUGUGCCAUACUAUAUACAGCAGUUUUUACAGUAUUUCAAUAGAGAAGACUAUCUACGGUGCCUUUAUGUUGUAUUAUGUUCUGUUUAAUGCAGAUUUCAUUCAGUGUGUGGUGCCCCAGCAUAUUUACACAGCAACAAUACCGUGGAAAAUGACUUGCUGCUUUGGCUUUUGACCAGUGUCUUCUGGUUAUUAAGAAAUUAACUAUUUAAAUUAAAUGAAAGUGCAAAACUGAAACUAGCAAAAUCGUGGUCAUAAGCUGUUUUUUUUUUUUUUUUCUCUCUCUCUCUGUUUCUUUAAACUCGUCCAUGUAAUGUCAUCCGUAGUAUAGCUGUCUCUGUCUUUUGUGUUCUUACGCGUCACCCACAAACUUAUUCAUUCUUAAAAAAACGAAACGGUCCAUGGUCAGAACCAGCUAACUCAAAAAAGGAAGCAUUAACCUUUUCAUAUGGCUUUAUAAUUUAGACCAAAUGACUAAGCAUGCAAUUAAAAGAAAAAAAAUAUAUACUGUGUGCACGUGUGAAGGCUUCACUUCUAACACAAGGGUUUCUCCUUCUGAAUGUUUAGAUGAGAAGUUAAUUUUUCCUUACAUUUUCAAAUACACGUCCUUUUGACCAUUCUGGCACCUAACAGCAUUCCUUCCUUUAAAAAGCGGCUGGCAAGGUGUUUGUCUCGCCUCCCUUUUCGCCUAGGCUGGUCCCACUGUUUUAUAUUAAAUAUAAUAUAAAGCCCAGUGCAUGUUGUUCCUCCGGAUGUUAACUUGAUUUGUAGUUGUAUGUUUAUGACACCAGCUGGAUACCAUAAAGCAGUUCUGACUCUGUCUUGCGGUGACUUGUACCUGCCUUUUACCUCUACAUAUUAAUCUUGCAUCCAGUUUUUCCAGAUUCAUUUAACUCCAUUGUACCCUAAAAAUGAGAACAUGAACUGAACAUUGUCAGAUGUUCUCCUAGAACUGUUCAUAAUUACAUUUUAAGGAAAAAUACCGAAUCCACCAUUUUAAUAAAGCAUAAGAACUCUAAAGGACUAAUGCUAUACCAUUUUACGAGGUUCAUUGCUGACUGUUCGGCAAUGCCAUCCACUUGAAGCAUAUGCAUCGCUUUCAGUAAAUUACUUACAUAGUCAGCUUUCCAGUGCAAUUCACUUUUGUUGUAUUCAUCACUUCUUGAUGAAAAUCUGUAUGAAACCACAUAGAGCUAUCCAUUUUAUCAUAAUAACAGUCAUGCUGCUUAAGUCUGAUCUUUAAAUGUUGCCUUACCUGGAUUCUCGGACUCCACUGGACUUGAGCUCUUAGCCAAAAGUGCAGCAAGUUGUCCAGUAGAAAUUUAUUUUCAACCCGAAUCCAGUUUACAUCCAUUCAUGACUUUGUUUGGUGGUGCAUUAGUCCAAUCGCACAUUGCAAGCAAAGGUCUGGUACUCUAUGCUGUUUAACUGAAUACAGUCAAUCUCAGUGUCUCAGGUUUUGAAACUUUUUUUUUUUUGCUUUUUGAUUUCUUUCUUCCUGUCUUAUUGAUCUUUCAACAUGGUCCACAUAUAGAGGAUGAUCACACACUUCUGAACCGCAGAAUGGCUACAAGUGUUCUGCACAAGGAAAUGAUCAAACAUAAUGUGUUGCUCAGAACUGUCCUCUGGCUCCCUAUGUAGAUGCUUUUAUGGAUGUGGGUCAGCAUAACAAGAAUAUGUUUGAGAAUAAUUGAAAAAAUAAAGAGUGUGAAUUCUGACUGUUCGAUAACAAACAUUGACUCUGACUCACGGUUGACUGACAGUUUAGCAAGAUUAUAUGAUCUUUUAACACAUAAAUUAGGCAAUGCUAGAGUUGACAGAAAGGACAAAACUGCCUUUUUCUUUAAAAAAUGAGACAUCAGUUUACCGAAUAUUUUACAAAUGUCUGUGCAGUUUGCUGGAUGGUAUUUGUGUCAGUUUUCAUUCUCUUCAUUACUGUAGUUAGGUGUAUUUUGCAUAUUCACUACACAUGAAUCCCAAAAACAUACUGGCAAAUGCUGCAAUUUCUCAAUCGAAUGUACAAAUUGUCAGAACUUUGAAUUUUUAUAGCUGAAUGUAAUUUUUGUUUGAUAAUGAUGUGCACUUAACAAGUAUCUUCUGUUACCAUAUAAACAAUUCAAAAAACUUUACAUAGCAUAAAAAGUCAAAUUAACCUGAAAGCAUUUGUAAGAAAAUACUAACCUCUGGCUAAGCAAGACUUUUGGUGUACUCUGUGUAGUUUGCUUCAUGUUUUAAAUAAAUGAUAACAAGUACAGAUGGCAGCUCAUUGUCUGAAUAGCUAAAGACUAACAGCUCCUAAGUGAAACGAAGCAGAUAUUUAUGCCAGUGGCAAACAGUUACAUUUACUGAAGUAGAGCCAUAUGUCUUGUUGCUCCGCAAUUAGUUAUUUAACGCACAAGUGUCUUGUUAUUUUCACAAACUGAGCUUUAUUGAAAAUAGGUACAGAGAACCUCAAGAUAUACUAAGUUGAUAUUUAGAUGUCCUGCUUAGUUCGUUUACACGAAUAUCCCCCCGUAUGUUUUGCACCAUUUAGCAGGUGGUUUGAAAUUUUCCAAAAGCUCAUCUUGCGUACAUUUUACUCUGAAACAUGGUCACGUGUUACCCCCUUUUUUUAAAAUUUCUAUUCUGUAUUCGAUUAGUUUCAACUCUUAUAAUUUGAAUGUAACAUGCAGCCAGGUUAUCACUUAUGAUAUUUGUACCUUAAAAACUGACGGAUUUCUUCACGCAUGGCUACAUCAGAUAAUAUUUAAAUGUACUUUAUUCUCCUAUUAUGCAAUUAUUACUAGGAGUAAAGAUGAUGCCUGUGAUGCAAUACCACAGCUAGCCUUAAAAGUACACUGCACUGCUAACUUAACGCCUACAGAACAGUUAAGAAGAGUAGAAGUUUGUUAAAUGGCUCUGAAUACGGUACCACUGCACGCCCAGUACAUGCAUGCAGUGCACAUUUCUAGUGAAUAUGCAUGCAGCAGUUUCAAUGACAAGCAAAAUGAGAACUUCUGAUGCUGACAAACUAAAAAAUUGUGGAAGGACGCUUGUACUUGUGCUACUUUAUUUAACUUCUCCCCUGAUUUUUCCCUCCUUUACAAGUCUCCCUUUUUGGCUGCUUGGAAGUGUUUAUUGGCAAGGUUGCUGAGUAUGGUUUUCUUUGUACUUGCAAUUUAAAUGAAAAUACAACUUAAUAUGUAAAUUGUAUUUUUUUUGUUCUACUUUUUUAACCAUUUCCCAGGGAUAUUUAUUUCUUUUAAUGCUAUUGUACCUAAAAUGCAGGCAUUUUUUUUUUUGCAAUAAUAAAAUGAAACGUGAAAUGAAAUGAAUAAUAAAGUGAAGCAUUCCUAGUUGGACCCUACUAGAACUCCCCCAUCCCUGUCCACUAGUGAUUGUUCCAUGCCUAUCAUGUGCAUUGCAGAGCCAUCUCUCACAGAUCCUACCCAUUACCCUUUCAUCGUUCACAUCACAAUUCUACAGACAAAAAUACAUCAAAAUGUCAGGAUUGCCUUUUUCUUUGGGCUUAUCUUGUGGGCUGCUUUUAUGAUCUUGUCUUUCUAAAAGCAAACAAAAGUGAGGGUGCAGAACACCCAUCCAGUGUGUGAUUUGGCUUAUUCCAGUUCAGGACUAUGGGUAGCAGGCCCUGUAAGACAGCUUCAUCAAAUUAAACGUCGAUUAUCAGAAUAAACAAUUUCAAUAUGAAAAAAUUUACAUUUUCUUGCACUAUAUUGCAACCAGCGUUGUUUCCGCUUGACCAUUGGCUAUGUUGAGCUCCAUGGCUGUGCUUGAUGGGAUUUUCUCCCACAGUCCAAAGACACUGAUCACUUAGUUCAGUUGCCAUUCACAAACUGCUUCUGGGCACUCUGUAGUCAACAGAAUUUUCUUUCAAGGAGACUUCUUGCCUUGAGUCAGUGGCAAAAAAGAUGUCUGAUUCCAUGUGACCAUCAACUGGACUGAGCUUUCCAUUAAAUGGACCGGUGGAUGAGUGGUGCUCUUUUGUUCUUCACUUUCGAGUCAGCAGGCAGCAAAGUUGAUGACCUGUAUUACUGCUGGUGUACAAAACACUCGCCCGCUAUGAUCAGGAGCCUGUUUCUUUAUAUCCUUUCCCCCCAUUUAGUAAGACUAACAGAAUUUUGAACUCCAUUGCAUAACUGUUUUGUUCAGUUCAUUUUUAGUUAAUAUGUGUGACCAGACGGGGACAACUUAGAUUUUCAAAUAGCCAUUCUGUUAGUUGAAGAAUGCAAGAGUCAAGCCAAAUGUAACAGAGCAGACGACAUUGUUCCUUAAUAAGUACCUGUCGAAUAAAAUGUGUGUCUCUGUACCCCAGCUGGGUCAGCAUGGCCACCAUCGGUCCUCUGAUCACAAGGCUGCUAAUAGUGCCUGAGGUUUUGAGGCCGGGCAAAAUAAAAGAAAGAGUUAGGCGUUAAAAUAAAGACUAACAUUUAAAUGAAUAACAUCUUUAUAGUGCAGCGUUGUGUGUGUUUCUCUUCAAAAAAAAGUAUUCAGUGUUUGGGGCCCAGAAUAAUACUGUUUCAGUUUUUAAAGACUUACAUAAUCAGAAGUCACAAAUUUUUAUUUCUCCCUGAAAAUGUUUGCUUAUAUAUGUGGCAGAAAGAAAACUGGGAGAGAAGCUUCAUCCUUAAGGGUAUAUAAUCAAAGUUGAAAUUAAUUACCUUUUUUUUGUAAAGAAAAAAAAAAAACAUUUUUGCAUAUACUUUAAUAUUAUCUAUUGUUUACGUGUAAUGUGUGUAUAUAUGGAUAGAUAUACACAGUAUUUUCACACAUACAUGCAAACCUAUGUAUAUAUAUUUAUAUAAAAUUACAAGAUAAUAUAAAACUGAAAUAUUUAAAAGGAAAUUUUUUCACAAUGUUAAAGUGAUGGUAAUAUAUUAAAAUGGACAAAUGUAACUGCAGUAAUCAUUCAACGCUUGUUUUAAUGAUUUCUUUUUUGUCACUCUUAAUUGUAUAUGUAACAAUAUAUUUCUCCAGUUUGUAGUAGCCAUACCGUUCUGUCACUUAGAGGUCAAUCUUCCAUUCUGGUGGGUCUUUCUCAUGAAACCUUGUUUGAUUUUAUUUGUACGACUACUUGUAUUCAGAUUGGACUCAUUGACAACUUACAAGUCUUUUCACUUUUGUUUUUCAUUCUUAAUCGACUUAUAGAACAUGUAUUUACUGUAUGUGGUUUUGAAAUGUGUGUGUUUUUUACUUUGUCAGUUUAAAGAGAGGCUGAAUUACUGCACUUUCUGAUCGGAAUGGCUUCAUUGCCCCGACCUGAUCUGUGCACUCAGCUACCCAGUAAUUGCAGUCAUAAAAAGGCACAUCAGAUUGUGGGCAGAAGUGAAGAAUUUACAGCUCCUUCCAUAUGUUAUUAUGUAAUUGGUACAAUUAGGCCUUGCUGCCAUCAGCAAUGUACUGCACCUACAAUAUUCAACCAUGGUAGCUAUUGUGGGUUAACAAUGGAAACUUUAACCCUCCAAACAAGAUUUACAGAACACUUCUUUUUCAGAAUAAUAGUUUAUAAAGAAGUCUGUGUUAUGAUGUAUGUGUGAAAAUGUAACAUUACAUUUCUACACACACACAGUUUUCACUCAUUCACCCUUUUAUUUUGUAUGGCAUCCUUCAUUGAGCCUGUUAUCUCAAUACAGACAGUAGCAGAAUUCAAAAUGACAAAAUACAUUUUUGGAAUGUUUUCUGAAAUGACUACAGCUAAUUCACACCACUAACCCUAGGAUCAAAACAUCUGACCUGGAUGGGAUCGUUUUGGAGUAUGAAUCAGAUAAAAAGUAUUUAUUUAAUAAACACACAAACGAGAUGCCCACUAAAUGGGUUUCCAAGGAAACUCAAGCUGCUGUGUUCUUCAUGAGCAGCUGGGCAGCAUUCAGUAAGCGUCCAGCCAAAUGGGGUUAGUGAAAGAACGAGAGAACGAACGAACAAACAAACUCCUUGGUAGUAUUUUAUUUUAUUUUUUUUUUUUUUUUGCUUUACUCUUAUUAGUUAGUUUAUAUAGAUUGCAUACUGUUUGAUAAGACACCUUGUUAAAUUAAUUGCCCUGUAAAUAUUCUUCCAUUAUUUAUGGUUAUAUUUUUCCAAAGCGUCUUUGAAGAACUGUUCAGUCAUUACAGUGUAUAAAGUGUAUAUCCAACAAAUGUUUUAUGUUUUUUCUUUCAUUUUUUUUAUCUUUUAAUUAUGUAUCAGUACCACAUUUUGUAUCAUAAUUUAUUGUUGAGAAUGUGUUUAGAAAGCAAAUGUUUUCAGCAAGAAAAAGGUUAAUCUGUUAAAUGAAAAACUAAAGAAAAUGUCAGAGCUCUGCAAUAUAUUAUCUUUUAUUUAUUACAGUUUGCAGUUUUUUAAGAAAACAAAGCUUACAUUUUGUACCCUUUUCUUGUUUAUUAAAAUGAGUUAUGACAUUGAU